This is a messenger RNA of Hemibagrus wyckioides, 7616 nucleotides long. RefSeq names its product MAM domain containing glycosylphosphatidylinositol anchor 2a (gene mdga2a). Gene Ontology annotation, cellular component: plasma membrane. The coding region runs from base 933 to 3815 and encodes 960 amino acids. The transcript is spliced from 17 exons. The record is from RefSeq and is a predicted model, not a curated record. Gene Ontology annotation, biological process: homophilic cell-cell adhesion. NCBI's taxonomy places the organism in Eukaryota, Metazoa, Chordata, Actinopteri, Siluriformes, Bagridae. Gene Ontology annotation, molecular function: protein binding.
UUCCAUACUGAUGAGAGCCGCGAAUGUCAUGCGCGCGCUCUCGUUGACGUAACGAGAAAAAAAAAGCGCGGCCGCGUGCGUCGCCACUCCGUUUCCAUAGCGCACCGUCUUGCGCAAUGUGACGGAUUGACGGUCCGCGCGAUCAGAAUCCCCGCCGCGUCGUGAAGUGGAUGCUGCUGUUGCUAGGAACGGAAAAAGGGACUUUUAUCUACCCCCCAUUCGUUUGUGCGGUAAAACACACGCGCUGUCGAGAAAUAAAACCGCGGUGCACGCGCCUUUCCGUCGCGACACGAGCUGAACCGUCUCCGUCAUCCGUGCCGGAGGAAAGUCGCUCUCCGGAUGUGAUUGCGAGAAAGAAGGAGCAGAGGACAACUUCGGCGUUGCGAGCCCACCGGUGAUCGGCGAGGGGGCGAGCUGCAGGCAGGCAGACAGACAGAUAGACACCGCGGCUCCGUGCUGGCCAAGGAAUAACACACUGACGCUCGGAAUUGCAAUCACAGCUCCGUAAUCGGCGAGCUGCCGCCGAGGUGCGUUUGGGAUCACGACGUGUGUGAAGCAGAUGCGUUCCGCCGUUAUUCGACGCUGAACUAGGUUACUCGUACAGCUUGUCAUCAACUGGCAUCACAGCAGAUCUGGGCUAGCCUCUACAUCAUACCGCUGCCACAUAUGGCACAUCCGCCGUUUAUGUGAGGGGCGGUUUGGGUCACAUGAGCAAAAAAUCGGACCGAUUGAUUUUUGGACUCGUUUGGAGACCAAGCGGAAACCUGGCGCCGUAAUCAGCGCGCGCCGUUCAUUAAACCCGUCUCCCAGUGUUCCGAGCGCAAAUCAAUCGGCGCGUGAGCUCUGCGAGGUUGCUGUGUGAUUCCUGUCUUUCUCCACCAGCUCAUCUCUAUCAGGAAACACUUUCUCUCGUUUCGACUAGAUAUGCGGAGAUGCAAGUAAAAAUGGAUGGGAUUAUCAGCAUUUUGGGGCUUAUUACGCUGAUCCUGGACGGCAUUUCCUCUGAGGGAGUGUACGCGCCCCCUACUGUCCGGAUCGUGCACUCGGGCCAUGCAUGUAACGUGGAGGAGGAGCGCUACACAGAGAGAGUGUACACUAUCCGGGAGGGUGAGACCCUGGAGCUCACGUGUCUGGUGACUGGACACCCGAGGCCACAGAUUCGAUGGACUAAGACAGCAGGCAGUGUGUCAGACCGUUUUCAGGAUUCAAGUGUCUUUAAUGAGACACUUCACAUCGCUAAGAUCCAGCGGCACCAAGGUGGACGCUAUUACUGCAAGGCUGAAAAUGGCCUCGGCUCGCCGGCAAUUAAGUCGAUCAGAGUGGAUGUCUACUACCUGGAUGACCCAGUCGUGACGGUUCAUCAAAGUAUAGGCGAAGCCAAAGAGCAGUUCUACUACGAGAGGACAGUUUUCCUCCGCUGCGUGGCCAACUCCAACCCUCCAGUGCGCUACAGCUGGCACAGGGGCCGUGAUGUUCUGUCUCAAGGCUCAGAUAAGGGUGUGGAGAUCUACGAGCCCUUCUUUACACAGGGGGAAACAAAGAUCCUGAAGCUGAAGAACCUGAGGCCCAAAGACUAUGCCAACUACAGCUGCAUCGCCUCCGUCCGGAAUGUGUGCGGCAUUCCUGACCGUAGGGUCAUCUUCAGACUCACCAAUAAAACAGCCUCUCCAUCCAUCAAGCUACUGGUGGAAGAUCCAAUUGUGGUGAAUCCUGGACAGACAGUGUCUCUGGUGUGUAUCGCCACGGGAGGCGAACCUCCACCCACGUUGACAUGGACCAGCGUCUCAGAGCACCUACCUGAGAAAAGUGUUUUAAAGGACGGCACGCUAACGCUACCGGCCAUCUCUUCUGAAGACGCUGGAGUCUAUAGCUGCAUCGCCAGCAACAACGUCGGAAACCCGGCCAAAAAGUCAACCACCAUUAUUGUGCGAGCGCUGAAAAAAGGCCGCUUUUGGAUCACGCCUGACCCGUACCACAACGACGACAACAUUCAGAUCGGUCGUGAAGUGAAGAUCUCAUGCCAGGUUGAGGCGACGCCCCCUGAGGAGCUGCAGUUCAGCUGGCUGAAGAACGGCCGAGCCCUGCGCAGCUCUGAGCGCAUGGUCAUUACCCAGACUGACCCUGACAUCUCCCCAGGAACCACAAAUCUGGACAUCAUCGAUCUGAAGUUCACCGACUUUGGCACCUACACCUGCGUGGCAUCGCUCAGAGGCGGGGGCAUCCCCGAGAUCAGCAUCGACGUUAACAUCUCUUCCACCACUGUUCCUCCCAAUCUGACUGUGCCACGGGGCAAGUCCCCAUUGGUGGUGCGGGAAGGAGAGACGGUGGAGCUGGAGUGCCUUGUUUCAGGAAAGCCCAAGCCCAUCAUCCUGUGGUCACGGGCUGAUAAAGAGGUACCGAUGCCAGACGGAAGCAUGCAGAUGGAAAGCUAUGAUGGUGUGCUGCGCAUCAUCAAUGUGUCUCGUGAGAUGAGUGGCUCCUACCGCUGCCAGACCAGCCAAUACAAUGGCUUCAACGUCAAACCUCGGGAAGCCCUGGUGGAGCUCAUAGUUCAGUAUCCCCCAGCUGUGGAGCCCGUAUCGUUGGAGGUUCGUCAGGGUUUGAGCCGGCCAGUACCGAUGACCUGCCGUGUUCUGCGUGCUCACCCUUCACGGGUGUUGCGGUAUGAGUGGCGUCUGGGAUCACGCCUGCUGCACGCGGGCCACUUCGACACAAGCGAUGAGACCGAGUACUCAGUGCGUAGCCUGACCCGUGACGGCUACGGAGAGUACACCUGCGACAUCAUCAAUGAGGCUGGAGCUGGCCGCUGCACCUUCCUGGUCACUGGAAAAGCUUAUGCUCCAGAGUUCUACUACGACACCUACAGUCCGCUGUGGCAGAACCGACCUCGUGUUUAUGGCUAUAAGCUGCAGUGGACCCAGAUGAACCCUGAUACAGUGGACCGUAUCAUGGCUUAUCGUCUCGGCAUACGGCAGAUUGGGCAGCAGAGAUGGUGGGAGCAGGAGAUACCUGUUGAAGGCCCCAUUCAGAAAGGAGAGCUCAUCACUUAUAACCUGACAGAGCUUAUCAGACCUGAGGCCUACGAGGUGCGCCUGACCCCCAUCACCCGCUUUGGUGAGGGAGACUCCGCCAUAAGGAUGGUGACCUACAGUGCUCCCAUUAACCCACAUCUGAGGGAAUUCCACUGCAGCUUUGAGGAGGAGCCCAUUUGCAUGUUCACUCAGGACAAGAAUGAUAACUUUGACUGGACGAGACAUAGCGCUGCCACACGGGACACUAAAUACACUCCCAACACAGGACCCAGCGGAGACCGCAGCGGCUCAAAACAAGGAUUCUAUAUGUAUAUCGAGACCUCCAGACCCCGUAAAGAAGGCGACAAGGCCCGUUUGCUGAGCCCCACCUUCAACGUGGCACCUAAAAAUCCUUAUGGCAUCACCAACCCUCCUGCAUACUGCUUUGGUUUCUAUUACCACAUGUACGGGAAACAUAUCGGCACUCUGAAUGCAUUUAUGAAGCAGAAAGGUCAAGCUACUUCGGAUGCUGGUCCAGUCUGGUCACUCAGUGGGAAUCAGGGUGAUCGGUGGAAACAGGCCAAAAUCAGCAUCCACCCCACCUCCUCCUUUCAGGUGAUUUUUGAAGGCAUCCGAGGUCCAGGGAUCGAGGGGGACAUUGCGAUUGAUGAUGUCACUCUAGAAGAGGGGGAGUGUCCUGACCCUCCAUCCAAUCAUAUCAGAUCGAAGGCUUCGUUCCAAGUGACACAUAUAUGGCCGCUAUGCCCCGCCCUGGCUUUCACACUGUUUCAAGGUCUUAGGUGACCACCUCGCUGGGUGGAGACUGGUGGCGUUGUCUGAGGCCGCAAUCCCGUACCCUCAAUAUAAUCACCAAAGAUUCACAUUUUCAGAUGACUAAGAGGGAAACAGCACUGUCUCAAUAUGGAUUAUCAGACAUAAAAUCAUGAAAAAUGGAAAAAUAAACAAAAAAAAAGACAAAAAAGUAAUAAGGAUUUGAUGUAUCUAUCUACAAUCUGCAAACUAUUUUGCCGUAAGAUGCUCCCAAGGACUUGGAUGAGAGCAGCUUACUGAUGGAGUAGCAUGAGGCAGGGCUCAUGUGAAGGGCUCCCACGCAGAUCUGAGGACAGUUUGUAAAGCACAAGGACAACUUUGCCAGCUGGCAGUUAAAAAAAACUCAUUAUAAAGGUGGGGAAAUGACAAGUGAUGGCAGUCUCCACCAGCUCUUUACUAUGAACACCUUUCAGUGUCUCAUCCUUCCUGUCCUUCAUUGUAUAUUCAGAUCUUAUAAGCUUUUUUUCUCCACAUUUAGCCCUCAUACACAUGUGAUUUAACCUUCUUUUGGCUUGGUGCUUUAGAACACAUAUGAAAAACUAUGGCAAAAAAAAAAAAAAAUCAUUUCUGCUUUAUAUCCCAACCUGGGUAGCGGCCUGUUUUGAUUUCCAACACUGUGCUCACAUCCCCUAGUGGCAGGCCAAGGGUAGGAGACCAGGCCAGAGGAGCUAAUGAGCGCCUGAUGAAGGAGGGCAGAAGAAAGAGAAGAGAAGAAGAAGUGCAGAAGUCUGAGGUGGAAGGCCAUGGAGGAAUACAAGAACAGGUUAAGAAAAUGCUCCUCUUUUCUCUUUGCAAAGAACAUUAACAACAUUGGAGCCACUUUCUGCCAUGAAAUACAAAGUGCCUUCAGAUUAUGAGCAGAAUUGCGAUCCUGGCCGUUAACACCAAACGCAUCAAUAUUUCUAACGUCACCGUUGGGCUAUUUUGUAUGAUUAUUUUGCUCCUUCAAAGUGCUGAUUUGAAUGGCGGUGGAGGUGGAAGAUGGUUCAAGAAGUCAGCACAAAGACCUGCUUGUAAUUUGCAGAUUUAGCAAGAGUUCCAUACGAAACACAGGUAACUAUGUUCUCUACCAGAAGAGCAGAAACGUCUUUGACUGCGCUCAGUGUCACAUUGCCGUUUUGCUGUCUUCAGAACUGGCAGGUUACUGCAAUGUUGGUUGGAAAGGUACAUGGAGACAUAGUCAGCCUGCCAUGUCAUUGCUUUACACAGACUCUCAUCAAGUGGGCCUUAGAACAGUAAGAAAUAAACACAACACCAUGGAGGUGAAAGCAGGUGGCAGAGCCUGCACAGGAUAAGGCCUACUAUCCCUACCCACCCCUCUGCCAUUUCUAUUGAACAGUGUGCAUUCUGAAAGAAAAAAAAAAGAUGAUAUUAAUAAUAAAAUAUUUUAUUACACUAGCGAGAAUGUUUCUCUGAUUUUACACAAACUGUGAAAAUAAACUGUGGAAGAAAUUUACCUGAAAGUAACCAUAACCAGCUGGUUUUUAAAAACAUGUUCUAAAAAAAAGAAAGAAAGAAAGAAAGAAAGUAAGGAUGAAAGAAAGAAAAGAACAUUUACGUAUAUUGUUGGUUAUGAAUAAUGUUUUGAGGAGCUGUGUCUUGUUUCUUAUUUUUCUGUUAAUGCUGUUAUGACUUUUAGCUUUCUUUAAUUCUUGUUGUCUCCCUUGCAUUGCUGAAAAUAUCAAAAUGGUUGGAACUUAUUGAAUAAGUUGGUUUGGUAAAUGUAAACAAACCUGUAUAUGUAAAGAAGCUCUGUUAAUCAAGGUUUAUAUGAAAUGUUUAUGUAUGAAUACAGGAAGCACAAUAUUUAAGGUUCCACAUUAAAAAGGCAGUUUUCAUUCAUGUAUGUGACUUUCUAUUUGCAAAGCCAAGAAUAUGAAAUUUGAGGAUGUAAUUUUCUAUUUGAAUUUCCUCUUGUCUUACCAGAUGAAUCCCUUUUUAUUACAAACAUUCAAAAUAUUACUAGUAUUUGGUCAUCAGUAUGUCUUGAAGGAGGCCUGUUCUAAACCUUCCAUCUUGGCUUUCGUCGUUCAUCAGAACUGAGGGAGGGUUUGAACACAGAGACAGACUACUGGACAAAAGGUUCUGAGAUCAUUUGAGACCUUCAUAGUCUUGGUUUUGUCAGUGUAGGUCACAUAUAUGUCCUGGUAUAUGCAGUGUAAUAUAGGUGUGCUAGGAACCAGAUACAAUACAUGUUGAUAAUGUGACCAAACCAGAGCACAAUGACUGACCGUCAUUACAGGACAUAUGAUUACUGCUUUCAUUUACUUUUACACAAUUCGACAGAUGCCCUUAUCCAGAGCAACAUACAGGAGUGCUCUGUAAUAUAAAUCAAAAUAAAUAUCCUCAUACUAAUACAAAUAGGUCAGGGACUAAGAAUACUAUUAAGCUAUAACCUUUAGCUGAUGGCUUGUGCAGGCCAUUUUAGAGCUCAGGUCAAUUUGCACUGCGAUUCCAAGCUAUGUUUUUUUUUAAGCAUCAGAUAAGAACAAUUAAAAUGUAGAAGAAAAUUACAGCCCAAUAACAUCAGCAUUAAAGGCAAUAAAUUGUACUUGGCUUGUUAUAGCCAAACAAAUUACAAAAUAAACAGUUGUGUUAACUUACAGAUUGAAAUAAAUUUAAUAAUUGGUCUUAAUUCAUUAUUAUUAUUAACAAAUACUCUUACCUCUCAGUAUUUCAGCAGUGUUUUUGGCAACGUGUGACUCCAUUGCUCAUUUUAAUUGUAUCAACAUGGCCUUUCCUUUACAUAAUCCAUACACACCUUUAAUAAUUAAACAGUUUAAUAAUGUCUGCUACCUAUUUGUUAUUGUAUUUGAUGUAUAUAUGUGUAUAAAUAAAUGUAAAAAUAACAGAUUGGUUCAUUUUAUGAAUAAAAGUCCAUUUCAAAUUUCAUAGAGGAAAGAAAAUGUGUUAUGGGCCAUAUCAGUCUCAUCAAGUGUUAAAGCCAGAGCAUAUGGAAGAAGGAGCUAGCCAAGAUAUGGAUUAGAUAUUGCCUGUAGAACCCCAGGCUUAAAUCUGAGCCAAGACUGUAGUCCAGACACCUGUUACCUCAGUGAUGCUUGCACAAUCCCAUUUAAAAAACACUUCAAAUUAUGCUCCAGCUUCAUAAAUGAUCUUCAUAAUUAAGCUUAAUGCACAUAAAGUAGCUACAGGUACAGGAACUCCAUCUGCUAAUUGGCAUGGCACCAGUUUAAAUCUUUGCAAGGUUCUUUAGCCUUUCUGCUUUCGUAUUUAAAUUAUCGCUAUUUAGAUUAGAUCUGAGAUGUUUUAGUUACUACUCACUGAUUUAUCUCUCAGCUCAGAUAAAAUAACGUCACUUUAUAAAGUAGCUGCCCCCUAAACACUUGCUUACAAAACACUGUGUGUAGCUCAUUACUUCACCUGAUACCAAGGUGAAUUUAUAGCUUAAUAUAUCUGCCAUUAAUACAAGGGCUUUUAAAAAAUAAUAUGAUUUAAAUAGCUCACUUUUAGACAAACAAUGCAAAUUAAUAUUGAUAGUGUGACCUGCUCCUCUAUUGCCUCCAUUUUGGGGGCCUCCCUGAACAUAUUACAAACAACUAAAUGAAAAGAUUUGAUGAAACGAGUGUAUUGACGCUAGGCCGACUUCCUGUACUGACCCACCAUCAUUGUACUCUGCUUUGUGCUCUGUUUAGGCUUCCUUUCACUGUAUUUCUUUGGAUUUAUCACUGAUUCUUUGUGCCAUCCCUACAACUAAUGAUAAAACAAUAAUAAAAAAAAGCAGGUAUUUUACAUCAGCGUUUGAAAAAUGUUCUU